Chinchilla lanigera (long-tailed chinchilla) is the source of this 2418-nucleotide messenger RNA. RefSeq names its product protocadherin alpha-4-like. Gene Ontology annotation, cellular component: plasma membrane. NCBI's taxonomy places the organism in Eukaryota, Metazoa, Chordata, Mammalia, Rodentia, Chinchillidae. Gene Ontology annotation, biological process: homophilic cell-cell adhesion. The record is from RefSeq and is a predicted model, not a curated record. Gene Ontology annotation, molecular function: calcium ion binding.
UACUCGGUCCCCGAGGAGGCCAAGCACGGCACCUUCGUGGGCCGCAUCGCGCAGGACCUGGGGCUGGAGCUGGCGGAGCUGGUGCCGCGCCUGUUCCAGGUGGCGUGCAAGGAGCGCGCGGACCUCCUGGAGGUAAAUCUGCAGAAUGGCAUUUUGUUUGUGAACGCUCAAAUCGACUUCGAGAAGCUGUGUGGGCAGAGCGCGGAGUGCAGCAUCCACCUAGAGGUGAUCGUGGACGGGCUGCUGCGGGUUUUCCACGUGGAGGUGGAGGUGAAGGACAUUAACCACAACCCUCCGGUGUUUCCAGCAACCCAAAAAGAGCUGUUCAUCGCAGAAUCUAGGCCACUUGGCACUCGGUUACCACUAGAGGGCGCAUGGGACACAGAUGUUGGAGCCAAUGCUCUGCUGACUUACAGACUGAGCCCCAGGGAAUACUUUUUGCCGGAAAAACCAUCUGAUGACAAGCAGAUCGAAAAAAAAAAAAAGAAAUCUUUAGAUCGAGAAGAAAUUCCGGAGAUAUUUUUAGAGCUCACCGUUACUGAUGGAGGCAAACCUGAGCUGACUGGCUCUGUCCAGUUACUCAUUACAGUAGUGGAUGCCAAUGAUAAUGUUCCAGUUUUUGAUAGAACACUUUAUAUGGUAAAAUUGCCCAAAAAUGUCCCAGAUGGAAUGAUGGUAAUUAAAAUCAAUGCUUCUGAUGUAGAUGAAGGCUUGAAUGGGGAAAUUAUUUUUUCACUUUCAACUGAUAUUUCACCAAAUGUGGCAUCCAAGUUCCACAUGAACCUAUUUACAGGGGAAAUUGUUGUAAAGGGAAACAUUGAUUUUGAAGAAUGCAAAUCCUAUGAAAUACUCAUAGAGGCCAUUGACAAGGGACAGCCUCCACUCUCUGACCAUUGUAGAGUUAUUGUAGAAGUAGAAGAUGCCAGUGAUAAUGCCCCAGAUUUGGAAUUGAAGUCUGUAUUAAGAGUGAGAGAGAACACUGAAGUGGGCACCAUCAUUGCUCUGAUCAGCAUGUCCGACAGUGACUCUGGUAUCAGUGAACAGAGGACCUGCUUUUUGACUCCUCAGGUCCCUUUCAAGCUGGCAUCCACCUAUAAGAAUUACUAUUCACUGGUGCUGGACAGUGCCCUAGAUCAUGAGUCCACUUCUGCCUAUCAGGUGUCAGUGACCGUGCGGGAUGUGGGUUUACCCUCCCUGUAUGUCUCUGCCACCGUGUCCAUGGAGGUGGCAGACAUGAACAACAAUGCACCAGCGUUCGCGCAGCCCAAGUACACGGUGUUCAUGAAGGAGAACAACCCGCCGGGCUCCCACAUCUUCACGGUGUGCGCGCGCGACGCGGACACGCAGGAGAACGCGCUGGUGUCCUACUCGCUGGUGGAGCGGCGCGUGGGCGAGUGCGCACUGUCGAGCUACGUGUCAGUGCACGCGGAGAGUGGCAGGGUGUUCACGCUGCAGCCUCUGGACCGCGAGGAGCUGGAGCUUCUGCAGUUCCAGGUGAGCGUGCGGGACUCUGGUGUGCCUGCCCUGGGGAGCAACGUGACUCUGCAGGUGUUUGUGCUGGAUGAGAAUGACAAUUCGCCCUCGCUACUGGGAAUUAGGCCAGGCAGAGCUGGGCCCACUGUGAGUACAUUGGUGUCUCGUUCAGUGUGUGCAGGCCACGUGGUGACAAAGGUUCAUGUCGUGGAUGUGGACUCUGGCUACAAUGCAUGGCUGUCCUAUGAGCUGCUGCCAAUUUUGGGUGGCACGCGUAGCCCGCUUCAGGUGGGGCUGUACACAGGUGAGAUCAGCACCACAUGUGCCUUGGACGAGAAGGAUGCACCACAUCAGUCCCUGUUGGUGUUGGUGAAGGACCAUGGCAAGCCUGCGUUGAUGGCUACUGCCACCCUGUUGGUGUCACUGGUGGAGAGUGGCCAGACACCAAAAGCCUUGCUGCGGACACUUGUGAGCAUGUCAGGCUCUGAGAAGGCAAUAGUGGAUAUGAAUGUGUACCUGAUCAUUGCCAUCUGCACGGUGUUCAGCUUGUUGGUGCUCACGCUGCUGCUGUACACAGCACUACACUGCUCUGUGCUGCCUGGUGACAGCAUGUGUGGACCUGGGAAGCCCACGCUGGUGUGCUUGAGAGCUGUGGGGAGAUGGUCAUACUCGCAUCAGAGGGGGCAGAGGGUAUGCUCCUGGGAGGGCCUGCCCAAGAAGGACCUCAUGGCCUUCAGCCUGAGUUUCCCGAAUUCUAGGGAUAGAGAGGAGCGAUUAGAGACAACUGAGGAUUCCUUUGCAAAGCUGGGAACUGUGGCGGUGUGGGCCAAGCACAAACUCGAAACCACAGGUCCAGCAGCUCUCGGAGCACUGGUUCUCUCGGCACAGGGCACGCGGGGCUUUUUGAAUAUUUUUAAACCAACAUUUGAUAUGAAAAGACGGUAG